GCACAGGUGGGUGGCACUGGUGGGCACAGGUGGGUGGCACUGGUGGGUGGGCACAGGUGGGUGGGCACAGGUGGGGCACUGCUGGGCACAUGUAGGUGGCACUUCUGGGCACAGGUAGGUGGCACUGCAGAAUGGCACAGGUGGGGGCACUGCUGGGCAAGGUGGGGGCACUGCUGGGCACAGGUGGGGGCACUGCUGGGAAUGGGUGGGCGGGGCUAGUGGGCGCACUGCUCGGAACUUGCGGGUGUCACUGCUGGGCACCGAUCAUCAGGGCACUGAUCAGUGGCACAUCACGUGAUCAGCUGUGU
Staurois parvus is the source of this 308-nucleotide messenger RNA. NCBI's taxonomy places the organism in Eukaryota, Metazoa, Chordata, Amphibia, Anura, Ranidae. The record is from the annotation of a GenBank genome assembly.